Messenger RNA from Penicillium diatomitis, 867 nucleotides. Its product is annotated as putative GPI anchored protein. The transcript is spliced from 3 exons. Lineage: Eukaryota; Fungi; Ascomycota; Eurotiomycetes; Eurotiales; Aspergillaceae. The record is from RefSeq and is a predicted model, not a curated record. The coding region runs from base 1 to 867 and encodes 288 amino acids.
AUGGGACAGCACAUGGGCAAUCACGAGGCCGAUGGAGCUAUGGCUCGCUCGGCCAAGGAACGAGGAGGAUACAGAUGGGGAGGAGGGUUCCCCGUGCCCAACCUGGAACUCGAAUUUCAUCUCGGCCCUCUCCAGUCUGCUCUUCGUCCCUUUAGUGUCAUCUCCCUUACCCUCCCCAGAGACAGUCGCAUCGCCAUGAAGUUCUCUCUCCUUUUCUGGGCCCUGGCGCCAUUGGCUGCCGCGCACUUUCACCUUCAAUACCCCGAAUCUCGCGGGUUUGACGAGAAUACAAUGGCCCAAUUCCCUUGCGGUGGCCUCAGCCAGUCUUCCAACCGCACCAAAGUGCCUAUCUCAGGAUCCUUGCCCGUCUCCCUCCGUAUGGGUCACUCCCGAACUGCAGUCGAAGUUCUGCUCGCGCUGGGCACCAAUCCCGGUGAUAACUACAAUAUCACUCUCGUGCACACCUUCCAGAUCAAUGGUCUGGGCCCAUUCUGCCUGCCUCACGUGGAUUUCACCGAGAAGCUCCUCGGUAUGAACCUCACGGAUGGUAUGAACGCGACGCUCCAAGUUCAGAGCAACGGGGAUCCCACCGGUGGCCUCUACGCUUGCGCCGACAUUCAAUUCGACUCGAGCGUCAAAUACGAGCAACCCUCGGUUUGCACCAACGGAAGCGGCAUUGCUGCCACUCCUUUCCCCAGUGCAGCUGCUCAGCGGAAUGCCAAUGAAUCUACCGGCAACGGGGAAGCUCAAGGGUCAGGCACCAGCUCCGGUUCCACUUCCACUUCCUCGGGAGCAGCUGUGCCCCUACAGACUGCUGCAUGGGGUGUGCUCGGUGCAGCCCUCGCCGGCGGUCUUGCAGUUCUCUAG